Molecule: messenger RNA, 3480 nt
Organism: Maniola jurtina (meadow brown)
Lineage: Eukaryota; Metazoa; Arthropoda; Insecta; Lepidoptera; Nymphalidae
Gene: PIG-V
Product: GPI mannosyltransferase 2
Exons: 2
Coding region: 204-1805 (533 amino acids)
Biological process (GO): GPI anchor biosynthetic process
Cellular component (GO): endoplasmic reticulum membrane; mannosyltransferase complex
Molecular function (GO): alpha-1,6-mannosyltransferase activity; GPI mannosyltransferase activity
Source: RefSeq, a predicted model, not a curated record
UGUGGGGACUGUCAAUUGACAUUAAUUAAAUCAAUAUAGGUAAACAAUUGUUAAAAAUCAAAAUAAUACAGAACAGAAACGAUGAUUUCUCUUGUAAUUAUUAAGCUUGAACAAUUGUGGAAUUUGUUUUAAGUAGAUAAAACCAUAAUACAGGUUUAAAUGCCAAUUAAAUAGUUAAAAGUUCUUAGUAGGUUUUUGAGAAGAUGUAUUCUCCGCGUCAGAAAAUACUCUGGUUUGCUUUUAGCUCAAGGAUUUUUGUGCUGUUUCUUCAAGCUGUCUCCAAUGUUAUUCUUCCAGAUCACAACGCAGAUGUUUUUGUUAGUCCGGAGGAUCCAACUUUGCGUAAAAGUAGACUUGAUAUUAUAGUUGAUAUAGUUCUAGGUGGCAUGAAACGAUGGGAUGCACAGUAUUUUAUACAUAUAGCUCAAUAUGGUUACACUUAUGAAAACUGUUUAGCAUUUUUGCCUUUGUUUCCACUAAUUGUAAGGUAUGUUGCCUAUAUAUUCAAUAGUAUUUUAGGUUCAUUUCUUAAUUUCCAUAGUUCUCUGCUGAUCUCGGCCACUAUUGUUAAUUUACUGUUUUUUAUGAAAUCUGCUGAUGUCUUACAUAGACUAAGCAUAAGAAUACUGAAAAGUGAAAGCAGAGCAUACAAAUCUGCCAUACUAUACUGUGUUAAUCCUGCUAGUAUAUUUUUUUCAGCUCCUUAUUCUGAGUCUUUAUUUGCAUUUAUGUCUUUUUAUACAAUGUUUAAAUGUACAGAAAAUGAGACAUUAAGGUUUGCUAACAUAGACAUUACAAGUGCAUUACCUGCUGGAUUCUCUAUGAUCUCCAGAUCAAAUGGAAUUAUUAAUUUAGGUUUCAUUUUGUAUGCUAGUUUCAAAAAUGUGAUAGAGCGAACUUUACCUGAAAUUGUGUACAAAUAUAAGACACUGAAGCAUAGAAUAAUUCUUCCUUUUUUACUUCUACCAUUGUUUACAUCUAGUGUAGCACUGUUCAUGACUGUGAUAGUAGCUAUCAUUCCAUUUGUUUUAAUGCAAACAUACAAUUACUUUAAAUUUUGUAUCCAUAGUGAUCACAAUUUGCCAGAAUUUUUAUCCAGCUCUGAAUUUAUAUUACCAGGAACAGCUGAAAGUCCAUGGUGUAAUAGUUCACUGCCUUUGUCAUACUCUUAUGUACAGAAUCACUAUUGGGAUGUUGGUUUAUUUAAAUACUAUAAGUUAAAACAAAUACCAAAUUUUAUGCUUGCCUUUCCAGUUAUAUUCAUAAUCUUGCAUAAUUGUUUAUGUUAUAUUAAAAACAAUUUACGAUUAUGUUUUAGACUUGGAUUAAAAGAUAACAUUUUUAAUUAUGGUUAUCCAAGCAAAAUAACAUACAGACAAAAACAGUACUCUAAAUCUUUUGGGGCCAAUGAUCCUUCCUUCUUUGUAUAUGUGGUACAUGUAAUGGCUUUAACGAUUUUUUGCAUUGCAUUUGUCCAUAUCCAAGUGGCAACAAGACUCUUGGCUUCGGCAAGUCCAGUUUUAUACUGGAUUUGCGCAAGUAAGAUGAAUGUUGGCCCUACUCCAACUUCAGAUCAAAACACCAUCAAUGAACAUUUUCGUCGCAUUGGUGUUGGUAAGAGAAUACCAUCACACCAUUUGUCUAUUGCUAAUUUGGAAGGAGUUGACAAUAUGUAUAGUAAAUGGAAAACCUUUUUAAUAUCUAGGCGAAUGCCCGACUUUCAAUCACAAAUUAUACAGUGUUAUUUUCUUGGGUACCUUAUAGUUGGUACAAUUUUGUUUUCUAAUUUCUAUCCUUGGACUUGAUUAAAUUUUAUUUGAAUGGAAUUCAUGACAUAUCACUUCACUUAAUUCAAUAUUUUAAAAAUUAUUCUAACAUAUCAUUUGCAUUAUUUUGAAAUUAUAAAGCUAUGACCAAAUCUAGUCAAUCUUUUAGAAUUUAACAAACGUUUUUAUAGUAUUAAGUAAUUUAAUGGAUAAUAAUAUUUCUCUGCUUGGAGUUUAAUAAUGCAUGGGGCCUUUUAAAAACAAGUCCAUUAUACAUUUUGAUCUAAGGUUGUCAUUUUAGAUGUAAAUUGCUUAUUUAAAUAUAAUAUUAACUAAUGAUUUAUAGGUAGGUAGAGCUAACAAAGUUAGUAUUUUAAUUAAGUAACUUUUAGCUCUACAAGUUUUGUAAAAAACAAUUUAUAGUAUGUUACUUCAAUUUUUUAUUUAUGUACAGUUAAAAAGCUUUUAAUAGGCAUUAAAUUUCCAUCUUGCAUAUUGCUGUCUCAAUUAAGUUCAUUCCUGUUCACACUAAAAAUAUUACUAAUUGAGCUACUUACUGAUUAUGUAAUUAAUAAAUUCAUAUUCAAUACCUACUUACUAAUUACUAAAUAAUUUGUACUUCAUAUUAAUGCGGAACUGUAUAUUUGUUAUCUUUUCUCUUAUUAACCAUUGAGCCGACCUUAUUUGUGCAGACAGAAAUAGCUACUAUCCAGGUGAUGUGACCGAAGUUGGUUUUUUAUCUCGAGAAUCACAUUAAUUCCAUGCAGGAGAAAGUGCGGCCACUGCUUUAAUUUACUAAAUAUUUAAGAAAUAUUAUGGUAUCUUGUUUAAAAUAUACCAGUAAGUAUGACAGAUGUUGCAAUGAUUCAAUUUAAUUUUAAUACUUAAAUUCACAAUCGCACAAGAUGUUCAAAGCUUGUUUUCAAGUGUUCAAUAAAAAAUAAAUAUACUUAAGAUUUUUUUUUAUUAUAAAACCACAAUCACCACGAAGAUUACAGACUUGAAACUUAUAAACAUUAUAAUUAUGUUUAGUAAUAUAUCCAAUCACAGAAUUACUUAAUCAAAACAUACCAGGUUAUGUAUGAUUGCAUUUAUUAAAAUUUAAAAUUAUAAUUAUAUUUUAGAAAAUGUCUCAUAAUUAGUGAUUCAAAAGUCGAGUUUAUAAACCAUAAUUUUAGAUACUUCUAUAAUGAUCAUAACCUUUAACCAUUAAUUUUGAUUGUGACCGUCAAUGAUAGUAUGUAAGUAGUAUCAAAUUACAUGAAGCGUAACCUAAAACUACUUAACUAAUUUUGAAUGUGAUCAAUCCAAAUAUUAAGUAUGUGAUCAAAAAAUGAUUUUGUUACAUGAUUGGCACUGUUAAACCUAAUAAAUAUACAAUAAAUUCAGUUUAUUUGAAUUAUAAAAAAAUAUACAGGCUACAGCCUAUGUUAAUUAUAUUUACUAGUUGUGCCACCCCGUACCUUAUAUCUUUGGCCGCGGACACACAUGUAAGUUUACUCACGUAAGUAGCUUUAGUGAUUAACUUACGACUCGUGAAAGUACAUUUACAUUAGUAAAGCUGUCAAUUACUUAUGUAAGCUAUUUCCGUGAGUAAAACUUACAUUUAAUUUAAUGACUUAAUUUAACUUAUUUCAUAUGAAUGUAUAUACAAUACCUAUAAACCUUGUUUGUGAAAUGUGCUGAAUGAUAAAUAAUAGAACCAGUAUUGAAU